Molecule: messenger RNA, 939 nt
Organism: Geodia barretti
Lineage: Eukaryota; Metazoa; Porifera; Demospongiae; Tetractinellida; Geodiidae
Source: the annotation of a GenBank genome assembly
AUGCGCCCGGCAGUGAGAUGCGUCGACCAAUACACCGGCGGAGCCGAACACGCCGUGAUGCACCUGCUCUACUCCCGGUUUUUCGUCAAGGCGCUCCACGACAUGGGAGUGCUGGACUUCGACGAGCCAUUUUUGCGUCUGUAUAACCAGGGUGUGAUCCUGGGUGAAGACCACGAAAAGAUGAGCAAGAGCCGGGGCAAUUUGGUCAACCCCGACGAGGUCGUGGGCCAGCUGGGCGCCGACGCCGUCCGGUGCUUCCUCAUGUUCAUCGGCCCCUGGGACCAGGGCGGGCCCUGGAGCGACGUGGGAAUCAUUGGCACCGCCCGCUGGCUCAACCGGGUUUGGGACCUCGUGGAACGUGACCCAUCCCAACUGGAUCCGGCAACUUUGGACCCGGAAUCGGUGCGCCAGACCCAACGGGUCCUGCACCAGACCAUUCGUAAAUGCUACAACGAUCUCGACCAGUUCAAAUUUAACACCGCCAUUGCCGCGUUGAUGGAGUUUUCCAAUCACCUGAACCGGGUCUGGGCCGAUUCCAGCGUGGACCCGGAAACCUGGAGGCAGUGCGUGGAGCAUUUUCUGCUGCUGCUGGCGCCGAUGGCUCCGCAUUUCACCGAAGAGCUUUGGGAGAGGAAAGGUUUGCCCUACAGCAUCCACCAGCAGAGUUUUCCGGCUUGGGACGAGGGGCUUGCCGCCAACGACAUGAUUACGCUGGUGGUCCAGGUCAACGGCAAGGUGCGGGACCGGUUGAACGUGCCGGCGGAUAUCGACGAAGCCGCCGCCCAGGCCCAGGCGCUGACCAGUCCCCGGGUUCAAGCUACACCCAGGGUAAAGCGGUCGCCAAAACAAUUUAUGUCCCUGGCCGCUUGGUCAACCUGGUUCUCGGCUAGAACAGGGCGAUCGCAUUACGAACUGACGGCUGGUGCAUCCGAAAUGUGA